AUGGAUGGUGCUCUUCAAAACGACAUCAAUUUCCAUCACUUCUACUUGGGUUGUGAAACCUCAGGACAUCCUCACAGCAUCUCUCUAGUCAACAUGAACGAUACUGUCUUUGUCCGCGAACGGCCCAAAGAACUAGCCGUGGUAUCUUUGAUGCGGCGCGACAAAGCUCGUACAAUAUACAUCGCUCGGGAUUGGGAUAAUUUUGCAAUUAUAAGCCACCAUCUGCAUACGGAGACUGGAAUUCGAAUACGUUUCGCAAGUGCUGAACCAUACCACUUCGCACAUAUCGAAGCAUGGCCACCGGGGCUCUAUGAUCGGAUGUAUAAACCAAUUUUAACUCGAGAGCUCCUACGAUUUUUUGGCUAUAUCAAAUUUGGCAUUUCUGGGCCAUCUCUAACAACACCCCGAGAUCAGCUUCCGAGUUUCAUUGCCGUCUAUUUUGGCGAUCUUGACAAUGGCGUUUCCGUUUGCCUGCUAGGAGGUGACCAAGCAGUCGCUUUGAUGACUUAUUCCAAAUCGAUAAGCGAUCUGAAUCCAGUUGAUACAGAAGCCGCGCUCAUGGCAUACUUCAGCGCACUAGUUGAGCAACCUAGACAAGAUAUCACACUUGGAGAUAGGUUGAAUGGACCUCUACUGCAUAUAUCUGUCACCGCAGACGCCUGCAGAUGGCCUAAGCGCCAUGAAUGGUCUCAGCGCCAGCAGGAUGUUAUCAAGCUUGAUCUUAUGGUCGAUUAG
Glarea lozoyensis ATCC 20868 is the source of this 735-nucleotide messenger RNA. RefSeq lists its product as uncharacterized. Lineage: Eukaryota; Fungi; Ascomycota; Leotiomycetes; Helotiales; Helotiaceae. The transcript has a single exon. Bases 1 to 735 code for a protein of 244 amino acids. The record is from RefSeq and is a predicted model, not a curated record.